Cotesia congregata is the source of this 528-nucleotide messenger RNA. The record is from the annotation of a GenBank genome assembly. Lineage: Eukaryota; Metazoa; Arthropoda; Insecta; Hymenoptera; Braconidae.
AUGGAUACUAACAAUUCUUUGCUAACAACAUUCUUAUUAAAUAAUCUGGAAGAAACAACGAUUGAUAUCAAUAGAAUUAUGUACAAUGGAAGUUCAGAAAAUUACACGGAUUUUUUUAUUAAUAAUGAUACACUGUCAUCAUCUGUGGUAGCUUUUCAAUCACCUGAAACUAAUGAUCAACAAAAAUUAAAUAAGACGUCAAAAAUUUGUAAUCCGCCAACUUCAACAACUACUGAGGAACCUUUUGAUGAUUUUGGUCCACCUGAUGGAGUGGAAUAUAUAUUUGUACCUCUUGGAGUUAUUAUUUUCGUUAUAAUACUGUCAGCUGUGGUUUUAAUUAUAUCACGACGACGUAAAUUGGAACGAUUGCGGCAUAAAUUAAUGCCUCUUUAUAAUUUUGAUCCAGGUGAAGAAGGAGAAGAUGAUUGGGAAACGGAAUUGCUUGACGAAGGGUUUGGUGGUCGACAGAGAAGACAGGGAUAUCAGUCAAUUGACAACGAAGAAAAUACAGAACUUUUUGGUCACUGA